UUCUUUCGGAUACUUUCCGUCUGCUUGACGCCGAGACUUGUCUACCGGUAUUUGCAAUGUAAUUCAUUGAUAGUCUCUCUCCCAUGAAACUCCUCUUAGCACUUUAAUAAUGUCAGCCAAAAUCGAGACCGCCGACCGGCCGCCAUGCUACACCGAAGCGACGGCCGCUACUGACCCCACCGACGACGUCAUUGAGCCGACGAUUUUAGUGCUCGCCGGCCAGACUAUUCACGCCGAAUCAGCAUCGUCCGCGCCGCUAUAUCACCUCGAUCGCGGCAUCGCCUCAUUGACCAGUGCUACGCCCAAGGUGACACUCGAACGCGUCGAGCGUACUGUGCGCACGAGCGCGGAUAACGAGCCCUCGCUACGCGAUCGUCGCCGCCACGUAUUCACUCUCGAGCACUCGACUGCUCUCUACGACAAGCUCCCCUCCAACUGCCCGCGUUUCUUCGCCCGCGCUGCCACGAGGCGAGCGCUAGGACACCUAGGCUUGAAGAAGGCGCGUCUGCGCUCCGAGUUUAAAGCCCUGCCCCUAGAUGUCUCCGGCAAGACUAAUAGCUUUGGCCUACCGGGGUUCGCCAAGAAUGCCCAGCCCCUAUUCGAGCUUCGUAAAAGAGACGGUCGGUGGGAGUGGGAAGAUAAAAACGGCAACGCUGUCGCAGUCGAGGAUGACGGCGAUGAUACGCACCGGCUAAUUGUGACGGCGCCCCUAUUGCGGGAGACGGUGGACGCACUAGUUGCACUAUGGUGCUGCCGGUUAUGGGAGUACUCUGCAGAACAUGCGGAGCAUGUGCAUGAGGGAAUGGAUGGCUUCAGAAGAAAACUCAGGCAAGGCAAGGAGGCUGGCGUGACUGGGGUUGGAGGUUGGGUAAUCUGAUACGAGAUUCAUCAGUCCGGCUCAUACUUGUUCGGAACAAUCUCUCUGGGAUACACUCUUCCUACAGUUUUCCGCUGCACGACCUCGUUCCGAUGCUAAGGCUGUAGUCGGAUCACCAAGUUGCCCCUCCAGCAUAUGAUGUUUGGGCGUACUCGGCGUGAUACGCUGCAGCGUCGUUUGGUGCCGAUAGAUCACGACAAUGUCUGAACGACGGAUGACGUGUACACGCUAAUUUCUUAUCUUGAAUAACAUGAUACAGCACACGAGCUACAA
Messenger RNA from Xylaria bambusicola, 1150 nucleotides. RefSeq lists its product as uncharacterized. The transcript is spliced from 2 exons. The record is from RefSeq and is a predicted model, not a curated record. NCBI's taxonomy places the organism in Eukaryota, Fungi, Ascomycota, Sordariomycetes, Xylariales, Xylariaceae. The coding region runs from base 110 to 877 and encodes 255 amino acids.